This is a messenger RNA of Lolium perenne, 469 nucleotides long. The record is from RefSeq and is a predicted model, not a curated record. NCBI's taxonomy places the organism in Eukaryota, Viridiplantae, Streptophyta, Magnoliopsida, Poales, Poaceae.
CGCACCUCGAGAUCUCAUCUGUUAACUCUGUUCACGAUCGAUGGCGAGAGCUCUCCUCGAGUCUGCCGGCGGCGCGGCAACGAGCUUCCUCCCGCCGUGGCUCGCGGCUCUCGGCAUGGUUGUGGCAUCCGUCUGGAUCGUCUCGUUCGCCGUGUUCCUCUGCGGCCGCAGCUCGCACGCCGACGACGACCUCCCCAAGAAGAAGCCCGCCGCAGCGAAGACAAGCAGGCCGGCCAGCGUCGCUCCCACGAAGGCGAGGUCGUCGGCGCGGUCCGGGAGCACGGUGGUUGACCCGACGGGGAUGUACGGAGCCGCGUACGUCUCUGGUGUCUCUGCCGGUGGGUGCCAUGGCCACGGCGGUGGUGGAGGCUGUGUAUUGUUUUCGUCAGUUGAGUACACCCCGUCAUGUUCACCAUCGUUCUCCCGGACCUGGCCGACGAGCAAAGUUUUCAUGCUAACUUCUCAGUAG